Molecule: messenger RNA, 873 nt
Organism: Neltuma alba
Lineage: Eukaryota; Viridiplantae; Streptophyta; Magnoliopsida; Fabales; Fabaceae
Exons: 2
Coding region: 1-873 (290 amino acids)
Molecular function (GO): nucleic acid binding; zinc ion binding
Source: RefSeq, a predicted model, not a curated record
AUGUGUGUGAAGCUGCGGGUUGCAGCUAGAAGGACAAGAGGAGUGGUAGAGGCAAGGAGGGCUGAGAAUCAAGCUAGAGCGACCCGUUAUCCUGGUCCUACAGGAGGAGUGGGGAAAAAGGAGUCAAUACAGCUCUGGGAGCUCGAAUGUGGGGGUAGGCAUGCGGGGCAAUGCUGGGAGUGCUUUCGAUGCCACCGGUGGGGACAUAUUGCCAGAAACUGUCCAGAGAGUCAGCCGACACCUCAAGCUGGUCGUUCUACUGUUCCAGGACGUGUCUAUGCGAUGACAAAUGAGGAGGCUUCUGCAUCUCCGAACUUGAUUCGAGGUAACAUUCUACUUGAGGGACAUGUUAUUUCUGCUUUAUUUGACUCGGGUGUUACGCACUCCUUUAUUUCUGUGGACUGUGCUCAGAAGUUGAGCUUGCCUGUAGUUGAGCUACCUUAUGACUUAAGAGUGUCUACUCCUGCUGGAGUCACUGUCGUAACUGGAAGAGCGUGUCUAGAGCUUGCACUUCAGUUUGAGAAUCGAGAUUCUAUAAUAGAUUUGUUUUGUCUACCUCUGAGAGGUAUUGACGUGAUUAUUGGCAUGAACUGGUUGAUGGCCAAUGGAGCAAUCCUUGAUUGUAAAAGGAGGUUGGUGACAAUUCCGGUAGGUGCCUUAUGUGCUGAGAUGUCAAGUGGUCCGGUUUUGUUGUCAGCUGCUCAAGUAGAGAAGGCAGUGAGGAAGGGCUGCCAGGCCUUCAUUGUCUUCUUUUCAAUUAGUGAGGAUGAGGCAGGAGGAAUUGAACAGAUAGCUGUGGUGAGAGACUACCCCAAGUGUUUUCAGAUGAGGUUGCAGGACUACCUCCAGAGCGAGAAGUGGAGUUCUCCAUAG